AAUUCCCUCAACCAAACAAAGGCCUAAAGCACCUUGGUUAUCAAAAACAUCAACAGAAGCUGUUAAAAAAAAAAAAAACAUCAACAGAGAAGAAAAUCACUCAUCAGCUGGUUCAUCUCCUCCUCCUAGCCUCUCUCGGAUAGCUCCCUUGCGCCUUGCCAACUGAAUCAAAUCGUGGGCAAAUUUGCUUAGGUUUUCAGGAGAGAUAAAAUGCAGUUUUUCGGGACAACGGAGAUAAACCCAUCACCACCAGCGGUAACAGCGGCCGGAAACAAUGCACACAUGAUGUACAUAUUCAAUAGAAAUGGGGUUUGUUUGCUUUACAGGGAAUGGAAUCGUUCACUUCAUACAUUGAGUGCUCAGCAAGAUCAGAAGCUCAUGUUUGGUCUCCUCUUUUCCCUCAAAUCUCUCACUGCUAAAAUGGAUCCUACUAGUGCCGAUAAGGUGAACCUUGGGGUGCCUCAAUUGCCUGGCCAAGGGUGUUCUUUUCACAGUUUCCGCACCAAUACCUACAAACUUAGUUUUAUGGAAACUCCAUCAGGAAUAAAGCUUAUCUUGGUCACUCACCCUAGAACUGGUGAUCUACGAGAAUCACUAAAGUACAUUUACAACUUGUAUGUUGAAUAUGUUGUCAAGAAUCCACUUUAUACUCCCGGAACUCCAAUCAAGUAUGAGCUGUUCAACACUACUCUAGACCAAUAUGUUCGAGGCCUGGGUUAAUGUCUGAAAGACGGCUAAACUGGAAUUCACUGGUGAUGCAGCAUCUUGCUUCUUUUCUGAUAUGAAUUUACAACUGUCAAUUCGUUAUCUUAUCCUUGAACAAGAUAUAUACCUGAAAGUGAGCUAGAAGCCUACAAGUGUUGACAUUUCACGAUUUAUACUUUGGUGGAAGUCGGAAUACAGGGAGUCUCUUCUUUACCUUGUAUAUUUGUCAGAUUCUCGAGGAUGUUGAGCAUUCACCAGAAAUAUUAAAUUUGCAGCAGUGUCUGUUGUUCUGGGUUUUGCUGAUUUAACAGAUGUGUGUUGUUGAUUAUAUUAUAAGUGACUGAGCACAAGAUUGAUUUUUUUUUUCCCCCAAAGGAGCGCAUAUACGAUGCACGAUUCAUGUACUGAGUAUUACACUGUGAAUAAUAAGAAGUCACUCAUAAAAUAGGA
Molecule: messenger RNA, 1155 nt
Organism: Spinacia oleracea (spinach)
Lineage: Eukaryota; Viridiplantae; Streptophyta; Magnoliopsida; Caryophyllales; Amaranthaceae
Exons: 5
Coding region: 211-720 (169 amino acids)
Biological process (GO): endoplasmic reticulum to Golgi vesicle-mediated transport
Cellular component (GO): TRAPP complex
Source: RefSeq, a predicted model, not a curated record